Molecule: messenger RNA, 1614 nt
Organism: Cercopithifilaria johnstoni
Lineage: Eukaryota; Metazoa; Nematoda; Chromadorea; Rhabditida; Onchocercidae
Source: the annotation of a GenBank genome assembly
AUGGAACGAUGUUCAUUUGUUUUGAAAAAGAAAAACCGAAAAUGUCGAAUGCUGGUGAAAUAUGGCCAGAAAUACUGUGGAGAGCAUGCUAUUUGCGAUGUGCUGAAUGAGGAUCGUGUAGUUUGUCCGAAUGAUCCAAAACAUACAGUGAACAAAUCGCAACUGCAGAAACAUUUAUCUUCUCGGUGUAACAGUCGUUUACCUGAGGAACCGUGGAUUGUUGAAAAUUUUAAUCUGACAGGAUCUCCAAAGGAAGUGGAACCAUGGUAUCGUCCUACAAAUGGCGAAUUGUUGAGAGUGCGGGAAAUGGUCGAAAGAAUAUACGACCAGAUAGCUAAUGAUAUUACCGAUUCCUUUCUGAAAAAUGAUUAUAUUGAAAGCUGUGUAGCGGAUCUUUCAAAAGUAAAUAAAAAACAUAUCUGGCAGAUAUCAUCGAUAAUAGAACAUCUGAGAGUAGUCGAUUUACUGAAUAACGAUGAGCGCUGGUGUUUAAUAGAUUUUGGAACUGGCAAAGCAGAACUUUCAUACUGGAUGGCCAAAGUUGCUCCAAAAUCUCGGUUUCUUCUGAUUGAGAAGAUGGGCUCACGAAAUAAAUUUGAUAGUAAAAUUCAUAAGAAAGUCUCGUGGACACUCCUCAUAUCUACUAAAAAUUUGUUUCAAAUUGAGGAACUGGAUGAAAUAUUUUUUGAACGACUACGCUGUUCUGUGGAGCAUCUUGAUUUGUCGAAAACUGAUUUGAUUCAGAAUGUGGAUAAUAUAGCAGCGGUAUGCAAACAUUUCUGUGGUGCUGCCACGGAUCUUGGUAUUCGAUGUUUAAUGAAUGGAGUGAAAAAUGGUUUGAAUAUAUGUGGUUUUGUUUUAGCACCAUGUUGCCAUCAUCGAACUACAUACAGAGAGUAUGUUGGUCGUACCUUCUUGGAAUAUCAUGGUAUUUGUGGCGCUAAUGAAUUUGCAGCUUUAAGGCAUAUUUCAACAUGGGCCGUUUGCGGUUUACCCGUUCAGGAAAAUUUCGAUCAACAGAAAGCAGUGUUGGAAAGCACCUCUUUGAAUUCGUUGGAAAAAGAACUUCUUGGACUGAAAGCUAAAGCAGUUUUGGAAUUUGGUCGAGUCGUAGAACUUCAAAAUUAUCACAGAAAUUUCGAGCGAUUGAGCAAUCUGGAUCUUUUGCGAGGUUCUGGUCUAAACUCAGCUUCGGGUCCCGAAACAUCUGAGGAACAAAAGAAGCGAUUCGAAAUUGAAUGUGAAUUUGUACAGGCUUUAGCUAAUCCUCAUUAUUUGAACUUUUUGGCACAGCGAGGUUAUUUUAAGGAAUCCUGCUUUAUAAAUUAUUUGAAAUACCUCUUGUAUUGGAAAAGGCCAGAAUACGCAAGAGCUUUGAAAUAUCCGCAGUGUUUACACUUUCUUGAAGCGGUACAGAGCUCAGCUUUUCGUGAGGCGAUAACUUGUACAGCAAAUGCAAAGUUUAUCGAAGAACAGCAGUUACUGCAGUGGCAAUAUUAUACCCGUAAACGUCAACGAUUGCAUAUGUAUACGACAGAACAUGAUGAUGACGAGCAGGAAUGGAAGCAGCAACAGCCACAACAACGGCAAAAAGCUCCAACGACAUCUUCCUAA